AUGCUUCGACGGCAUCCGACCCGGGUGGAAGAACGGCCUGACGUAGCGGACGAGUACGAAGCCUAUCUGUUGGAGAAGGAGCAAAAGACUGGGAAUAAGAGCAAGACCAGUCAGCAGCCGUCUUCAAUUAGUGGUGCGGAAAGUGACGCAAUGACGACACAGCAAGAAAAGCGACGACAGGAGAUUCGGGCUCGCAUUGGAUUAAGCAGCUCUAGAGAGCUAGAAAUUACUGAGGCGGAACGAUCAUCUGGACCGCUUUUUAUUAGUAAUCUUAAUUAG
This is a messenger RNA of Plasmopara halstedii, 279 nucleotides long. Its product is annotated as Anaphase-promoting complex, subunit CDC26. The coding region runs from base 1 to 279 and encodes 92 amino acids. The record is from RefSeq and is a predicted model, not a curated record. The transcript has 2 exons. Lineage: Eukaryota; Oomycota; Peronosporomycetes; Peronosporales; Peronosporaceae.